AUGCCCCCAUUUCUCAAUAGAAAUUUGUCAAAUUCCUCAUUAUUUACGGCCAUUGGCCAGCUCAUGCUCCUUGCCACAUUUGUGGAAGAUUCUAUACGUAUUGUUAGCCAGUGGAGCCAGCAGAUGGCUUUUAUGCAGGACGUUCGGGAGAUUCCCUGGUUUAUUUCCUUCUAUUCAUUGUUUGCCCUGGUUGGCACUAUGAUAUCGGGAAUUGCACUUGUUUUGGCCGGCCCUAAGCGGAGAGCUCUUGGGGCUUUUUUACUAAUUUGUGUAUUGCUGCUGCAAACUGCUGUUUACGGGUUGCUAUUGGACGCCAAUUUCUUAUUGCGAAGCUGUUCUAUUGUUGGCGGUCUGGUGCUUUUAAUUGCACACAACUCAGCCUCUGAGACCAAAAAGCGGACAAUUUUUGGCGGAUUGCCAGUGGGCUUAGAGACAGCAUCUAGAAUUUACCUGCCCCUCAUAGGAAGAAUUUUACUGAUGUUGUUAUGUGGCUCGUCCAUUUUAACAGCACUGACGACCGGAUCAUUAAAGAAUGCAUUUCUCGGUGGAUCCUUUUCCAUCCCUGGGGCUAACUCACAACUGAUGCCUGGAAGCUUUCAGCUAGAAUUCGCAAAAGGGAUUGCUGGAGUGACAGCCUUAAUAUCUGGGUGUAUGGUUGCCGUGGGAUUCAAGGCCAAAACCAGUGCAGUUCUUUUGCUUGGUGUGCUGAUACUUACAAACUUUCUUUUAUUACUGGACUUGAUCUCUCUUGGCCUGUCACACCCCCUUUCGGAUUUUAUCAAAUACGACUUUUUCCAGACCAUAUCUAUCAUGGGUGGAUUCAUUCUUCUCAUCCAGCUGGGCCCUGGUGAGAUGAGUGUUGAUAUGAAGUCAAAUAACUAUCUCGACUAG
Molecule: messenger RNA, 891 nt
Organism: Mitosporidium daphniae
Lineage: Eukaryota; Fungi; Microsporidia
Product: surfeit locus protein 4-like protein
Exons: 1
Coding region: 1-891 (296 amino acids)
Cellular component (GO): membrane
Source: RefSeq, a predicted model, not a curated record